Messenger RNA from Clarias gariepinus (North African catfish), 1802 nucleotides. RefSeq names its product eva-1 homolog C (C. elegans) (gene eva1c). The coding region runs from base 367 to 1593 and encodes 408 amino acids. Gene Ontology annotation, molecular function: carbohydrate binding; heparin binding. Gene Ontology annotation, cellular component: extracellular region. NCBI's taxonomy places the organism in Eukaryota, Metazoa, Chordata, Actinopteri, Siluriformes, Clariidae. The transcript is spliced from 8 exons. The record is from RefSeq and is a predicted model, not a curated record.
UGACGGUCAGGUCGGUGUAAACUCACAGCAGAGCUCAGCUCUGGCGGAAACGCCGCGAAAGCCACCUGACUCUCUGGGAAACAACCUUUACAGGACCCGUUUCACUUGUUGCGCACUUGUUAUUUUCUCCCACUGGGACCGUGAGCCAUGCGUCUCCCUGUCAUCCGCGGAUCUUCUGCCUCCGCGCUUACGGCUUGUCGGAAUUGACUUAAGCAGCGCGUCUGAAACGAGCCAUAAAAACCCCGGACAGCCGUGAAAGACUUCAGGCGGGCUGAACUAAGCGUAGGCGUGUUUGGGGGAUUUUUUUUUGGCAAAAAUCACACCUGGCUGGCUUUCAUGGCGCUUUAAUAGAAAACCCUCGCAGUGAUGAACAGGAUGUCUGAGUCCGCGAGCGGCUGCAGGUCCCACAGAGCCGGCGGCUGGAGCUUCCAUCUCCUCUACAGCGUUCUCCUGCUGUGGAGUGAAGAAAUGCACGGACUGUCCGACUUCUCAACUUAUUUAUUCAGGAUUAUCAUCAGUCACUCAGCACAUGCCCAUGAUGGUGAGCCACUGCUGCUGUCUUGUCCACGCCACUCCACCAUCACUGUGCAGUCUGCCAUCUACAGGCCUCAUGCACCUCUUGCAUACUGCAAUGUGCCUACAGCACUACAGAAGAUGCUAUCAGAAUGCCAAGGCCGGAGAAACUGUCAAGUCUUGGUCAAUUCCCGUCUGUUUGGCAGUGACCCCUGUCCUGGAACCGCCAAAUACCUUCAUGUGUCAUACAGUUGCAAACCUACUGAAAAUAAAAACAGAACAAGAUGUGAAGGUGAACAAAUGCGUCUUCACUGUAAAUACCCCAAACUGCUGAACAUCUACUCGGCUGUGUAUGGACGGGAACUGGGAGAGAAAGCAGCUUGUCUUAGAGAGGAAGAUGAACCACCACCCUUCGAAUGCUUAUAUCAUGGAGCCCUAGACACAGUAAAAAAUCUGUGCUAUGGAAAGCAGCGGUGUCUUUUAUCUGUCAAUGAUCAGCAGUUCAGAAAUCCCUGCAUGCCUGAAACAAAGAAGUACCUCAGUGUCGUCUAUUCUUGCGUUCCACAGGGUUUAUUCAAAGAAGCUGACCCCUACUUUUUUCAAACUACCACAGUUCCCCAGCAGACCACCAGUGCUGGUGUCAAACAGUCCAGACUGCCCGAUAAAAAUGGCAUCCUUGUGAGCAGCUCUCUUACGGCAUAUGGAUACAUUAAAGAACAUCCUGAAAGGGCUGGCCUGCUCUUUGUCUCGAGUGUGUGUCUGGGACUCUUCCUUGUCUUGCUGGCAAUCUCUAUGAGGAUAACCUGCACUAAGGAUCUUAAAGUUGUAAACUGUCUAAACAAGAAGACAGUUACUGUGGAACCAGAAGACGAUGACGAAGACAGUGAUGACGGAGAGUCAGAGCCAUUGAUGGACAGCUCGAUGAUGUCAGAGGUAGGCAGGAAAGUGUAUUGCUGGGAAGAGGCAAUGUACACGACUGAGGCAGCGGAACUGAUCGAGAGGCUGGAACGACGAGACAUGAUCAUCCAGGAGAUCAGGAUGAACGCAUACCUCAACGGCACUACCAGCACUCUGCACUGACACACACUGGAUUAUUUGCUGAAUUAAAAAAAUUAAUACAUGUGAACAUGUUGAAGUCAGAAUGUACUGUUGUCAUCGGCUGGGCCUGAUCACUGUGUGGUCAUUAAACAAACAGAUGUAUUAAUUUUGCACCUUUCAUAAUUCAUAAUACCUUUAUUAAAAUAAGAGUUAUUUAAUACUGAAUAAAAGUCUCAAUGAGAGCCAUACUU